Messenger RNA from Fusarium oxysporum Fo47, 2260 nucleotides. RefSeq names its product GMC family oxidoreductase. NCBI's taxonomy places the organism in Eukaryota, Fungi, Ascomycota, Sordariomycetes, Hypocreales, Nectriaceae. Bases 368 to 2155 code for a protein of 595 amino acids. The transcript is spliced from 3 exons. The record is from RefSeq and is a predicted model, not a curated record. Gene Ontology annotation, molecular function: flavin adenine dinucleotide binding; oxidoreductase activity, acting on CH-OH group of donors.
CUUGACUGUGCCUCGAAAGUGCUGGAGUUUUCGUAUGGGGAAUACGUCACUUGUUGAAUACCGAGAGAUCCGUAUAGAAACAAAUGUCAAUGUUGCAUCAGAAUUGUCGGCAUUUCGAUGCCGUGAGACGCGUAUGUCGAGAACGUUCAUCUUGAACAUGGAGAACUUGGUCAGUGACGACAUUGCAAGAUGAGAUAUAUAAAUAUCACGGCUCUUGAAGGGUCUUGGUGUUUUGCAAUCCAGCAAUCACUCAGACUUCACUUACAAACAUCUCAACUACUCCAAAACUUCCCUGCCUCCACCCUCACUUCUUUGACAAGACCCGUCAUCUCUUCAACUCCCUCACAGAAACCUUAUCCUCAACAAAAUGGCAUUCGUCGCAAACGGAAAUGAAUACGACUUCAUCAUCGUCGGCGGCGGCACAGCAGGAAACACUGUAGCCGGCCGCCUCGCCGAAAACCCCCAUGUCCGCAUCCUCGUCAUCGAAGCCGGCAUCCCCAACCCUCACCAAAUCCCCGAAAUCACCACGCCGUCCAAGGCCUUCAACCUGCGCGGCAGCAAGCACGACUGGGCCUACAAGUCCACCAUGAUCAAGCGCGACGACUACGAGCGCAUCGAAAAGCCCAACACCCGCGGAAAAGUCCUCGGCGGUUCGUCCUGCGCCAACUACUUCACCUGGAUCCCCGGCUCCAAGCCUACCUUUGACGACUGGGAGGCUUUUGGCGGCGAGGAUUGGAAUUGGGAGGGUUGUGUGGAGUAUCUUCGCAAGUGUGCGACUUAUCAUGAUGAGGAGGGGCUUUAUCCCUCUGAGCUGGGAAAGAUUGGCACGGGUGGUCCGAUUCAGAUUGCGCAUGCUGAUCUGGUUCCUGAGAUGCAGCCUUGGCGUGAUGCUUUGACUGAAGCGUGGGUUUCCAAGGGUGAAGUCCUCACAGAGAAUAUUUAUGAUGGUGAGAUGAGGGGUCUUACGCAUUGUGUUGAUACUAUCCAUGGAGGUCAGCGACAGGGAAGUUUCUUGUACCUCAAGAACAAGCCUAAUGUCAAUAUCCUCUAUGGCGUUCAGUCCAAGGAGCUGAUCAUUGAUCCUCGCACCAACACUUGUCUUGGUGUCACCGUCAUCAACCCAGCUACCAAGGGAGAGCUCAGUGUCUUCGCCAGCAAGGAGGUCAUUCUAUCUCAGGGUGUUUUCGAAACCCCCAAGCUUCUCAUGCUUUCUGGUGUCGGUCCCGCCCAGGAACUCAAGAAGAACGACAUCAACAUCAAGCUCGACUCUCCUCACGUUGGCCAGCAUCUUCUUGAUCACCCUAUCGUUCCUUUCGUUCUCCAAGUCAAGGAUGGCUUCGGUCUGGAGGACUACAUCCUUCGGGAUGGUGCCGCCAAUAGCGCUGCUGUCGCUCAGUACAAGCGCGACAAGACCGGCCCUGUCAGCUCUGGUCUUCUCGAGCUCGUCGGCUUUCCUCGUAUCGACGAACGUCUCGAGCAGCACCAAUCCUACCGUGAAGCCAAGGCUGCAAACGGCGGCCUCGAUCCUUUCGGCCCCAAGGGCCAACCUCACUUUGAACUCGAUUUCGUUGGCAUGUUCAGCACUGCUUUCCAAUGGCACUACCCCGUUCCCGAGAAGGGUAACUACAUGACUGUCAUCGUCGAUCUUCUACGUCCACUUUCUGAAGGGCAAGUCACUCUCAACAGCAACGAUCCUCUUGUCCAGCCUAACAUCAACCUCAACUUCUUUGGCAAUGAUCUUGAUAUCCUUGCUAUGCGCGAGGGUGUUCGUUGGACUUAUGAUGUUCUCACCACUGGUAAGGGUUUCAAGGAUAUUGUUCUUGGCGAGUAUCCUUGGAGAAUGCCCCUUGAGUCUGAUGAGGAGAUGAAGAGGGCUGUACUUGACCGCAGCCAGACUGGCUUCCACCCCUGCGGUACUGCACGUCUUUCCAAGAACAUCCAUCAGGGUGUUGUUGACUCUCGCCUUCGUGUUCACGGAAUCAAGAACCUUCGCAUUGCUGAUGCCUCCGUCAUCCCAGUUAUUCCUGACUGCCGCAUCCAGAACUCUGUUUACAUGAUUGGAGAGAAGGGUGCCGAUAUGAUCAAGGCUGACCAUCCCGAAAUCUUUGGUCAGGAUGCUCCUAGCAGGAUUAACCCAUUCACUAGCCGCCUAUAGAUAGAUAUAGAAACUUGAUUGAAGGCACUGAGAUUAGAAUUGGUUCGCGUUUAGCUAUAGCAUAUAGACUUGGAUGACUUUGCAAUAGAACUUUUUAUUUUAUUA